Messenger RNA from Piliocolobus tephrosceles (Ugandan red Colobus), 6510 nucleotides. RefSeq names its product solute carrier family 38 member 1 (gene SLC38A1). The transcript has 18 exons. NCBI's taxonomy places the organism in Eukaryota, Metazoa, Chordata, Mammalia, Primates, Cercopithecidae. Gene Ontology annotation, molecular function: L-glutamine transmembrane transporter activity. The record is from RefSeq and is a predicted model, not a curated record. The coding region runs from base 857 to 2320 and encodes 487 amino acids. Gene Ontology annotation, biological process: L-glutamine transport; amino acid transmembrane transport. Gene Ontology annotation, cellular component: plasma membrane.
UGACACGCAGCUUUGGUUAAAGAGCGGGCGCACAGGAGGGGAGGAGACGGCGCGCGGGAUAGGGAGGAAUGGCCUGUCCCCCUUAAACCAUCACAAGCCAUGGUUGCGGAAGGGCCACGCGCCUCCCAGUAGGAGAAUGACUCCGAUUCGUGACCCUCAGCGCGGGUGCAUGUCGAUGUAAGUGCGAGGCCGGCGAGCAGAGUGUGAGUGGGGGUUGGUGGUGAGGGGAGAUUCUGAUGCAAUCGGCCCGGAAAGGAGGAGGAGAGACAGGCGAGCGCGGACUGGGACAGCCACGCCACUCCGCCUGAAGGUCGCCAGGAGCCUCCGCCCUUCACCUUCCUCGGAAAUCCGCCAGGCCACGCCAAGCUCCCUGCCCAGCCCUGACUGACGGGAGCCACCUUUUCCCGGCCUCCGCAGCCAGACCUUGACACAAAGGACAUCAAACUGCCGAGGGUAAAAACCCCGGAAGGGCAGACACAUCCACGUCGCCUUUCGCCACUUUUCCCUUUAUCUGCGGAGCGUCAAGGAAACUUUUCUUUUGAGCUAUUUACAGCUUGUAGCAAUUAUGUAAAGUAUACUCCUCUGAACAAAAUUUGGAGCAUAUUUGUUUCUCUCUACCUGAUUUCUCCAGAAUCUGGAAACUAUCUAUAUUUAUUGAGUGUCUACUGUGUGCCAGGCACUAUAUCUAUGUGCAUAGAAAAACCCUGGAAGGCUAUACAACAAUAUAUAUAGAGUGAUCGUCUCUGCUUGCUGAGGUAACAGGGGUGUCAAGCUUCCAUUUUUGGUAUCUACUUCUAAAUACACUGAGAACAGGAGAAAUUUGGACUAAUUUUCAAACUACAGAUACUUUCUAAUCAUGAUGCAUUUCAAAAGUGGACUCGAAUUAACUGAGUUGCAAAACAUGACAGUGCCUGAAGAUGAUAACAUUAGCAAUGAUUCCAAUGAUUUCACCGAAGUAGAAAAUGGUCAGAUAAAUAGCAAGUUUAUUUCUGAUCGUGAAAGUAGAAGAAGUCUCACAAACAGCCAUUUGGAAAAAAAGAAAUGUGAUGACUAUAUUCCAGGUACAACCUCCUUAGGCAUGUCUGUUUUUAACCUAAGCAACGCCAUUAUGGGCAGUGGGAUUUUGGGACUCGCCUUUGCCCUGGCAAACACUGGAAUCCUACUUUUUCUGGUUCUUUUGACUUCAGUGACAUUGCUGUCUAUAUAUUCAAUAAACCUCCUAUUGAUCUGUUCAAAAGAAACAGGCUGCAUGGUAUAUGAAAAGCUGGGGGAACAAGUCUUUGGCACCACAGGGAAGUUCGUAAUCUUUGGAGCCACCUCUCUACAGAACACUGGAGCAAUGCUGAGCUACCUCUUCAUCGUAAAAAACGAACUACCCUCUGCCAUAAAGUUUCUAAUGGGAAAGGAAGAGACAUUUUCAGCCUGGUACGUGGAUGGCCGAGUUCUGGUGGUGAUAGUUACCUUUGGCAUAAUUCUCCCUCUGUGUCUCUUGAAGAACUUAGGGUAUCUUGGCUAUACUAGUGGAUUUUCCUUGAGCUGUAUGGUUUUUUUCCUAAUUGUGGUUAUUUACAAGAAAUUUCAAAUUCCCUGCAUUGUUCCAGAGCUAAAUUCAACAAUAAGUGCUAAUUCAACAAAUGCUGACAUGUGUACGCCAAAAUAUGUUACCUUCAAUUCAAAGACCGUGUAUGCUUUACCAACCAUUGCAUUUGCAUUUGUCUGCCACCCAUCAGUCCUGCCAAUUUACAGUGAGCUUAAAGACCGAUCACAGAAAAAAAUGCAGAUGGUUUCAAAUAUCUCCUUUUUCGCCAUGUUUGUUAUGUACUUCCUGACUGCCAUUUUUGGCUACUUGACAUUCUAUGACAAUGUGCAGUCAGACCUCCUUCACAAGUAUCAGAGCAAAAAUGACAUUCUUAUCCUGACAGUGCGGCUGGCUGUCAUUGUUGCUGUGAUCCUCACAGUUCCGGUGUUAUUUUUCACGGUUCGUUCAUCUUUAUUUGAACUGGCUAAGAAAACAAAGUUUAAUUUAUGUCGUCAUAUCGUGGUUACCUGCAUACUCUUGGUUGUUAUCAACUUGUUGGUGAUCUUCAUACCCUCCAUGAAGGAUAUUUUUGGAGUCGUAGGAGUUACAUCUGCUAACAUGCUUAUUUUCAUUCUUCCUUCAUCUCUUUAUUUAAAAAUCACAGACCAGGAUGGAGAUAAAGGAACUCAAAGAAUUUGGGCUGCCCUUUUCUUGGGCCUGGGGGUGUUGUUCUCCUUGGUCAGCAUUCCCUUGGUCAUCUAUGACUGGGCCUGCUCAUCGAGUGGCGACGAAGGCCACUGAGACCCGCCAAGAAAAAGAAACAGCCCUGUUGUCUGCUCAGUCAAGUCCCCACACAUCAGCAAUCUCUCAUCACUUAUUCUGCAAGUUUACAGAAGCAAACAGAAAUGUACAGAAUACUUAAAAUGGAAUAAUACUUUGGUUGCAAAACAGAGACGUGUUUCUAUAAUGCUUCAUGUCCCUCCAAGAUUUGGGAUCAAUUUAGGGAUUGUUAAUUUUUUUUUUCAAUUUUCAUACAAUCAUAUUUCCCAGUACUUUUCACAGUCAUUUUUUACCCGUCUAACUCUAUGUUUUGUGGCUUCCCGGUCUCUUAGAACUUUGGAAACAUGAUAUGCAAUCAUGUUUAUUUAUUAUACAUCCAGAUUCUGAAAUAAUUUUCCUACUGAUGUUCAGCUCACACUAUCUGUACCUUUUUAGAAAAGAAUCUUGAAUUGUAUAUAUUUAUUUUGCUUUACAGAAAAAAAAUGGUUUCGUAAAUAAUUUGCCUAUUUUGGUUAACAUAGCACACAGAGAUAAUCAUCUGAAAGUUAUAGGGCACUGCCACUGCUGAAUCAGAGCAUGCCCAAUAUUUGAGGUGGCUCUGAUCGCCUGGCAGCUGAGCUCGGGUAGUCCAGUGGACUAGCUGGUACCACAUCCAUUCCCAUCCGGAGACAUUCUCUGGCAAGUGUUCUCAGCUGAAAAGUGGUUGGGGAGGAUUCUUACCUUGGUAAUUAAAUGAAGCUACACAUUUGGGUAAUCUAGCAAAUGAAGUAUUGUUUCCCUCUUGGCAACUUGUGUCAGAGUUACUCUGGUCUGAGUCAACUUUCGCUGGGGAAAACCUGUGGAACCCACUGCAAAAUGAUUGUCCAAAAUGCCUAAGAAAAUACUACUCUGAUGCGUUUAGCCUUCAACCCUGUCUCGCUGAAGGGAGAAAAAUGUUUUAGUACAUUACAGGCCCAGCAGCUUUUAUUCAUGUCCACCAGCUAGUUGCACAGAGAAUCAUGUGUACCUAACUAAGGAUGAUCUAGGAUAAGUAACUCCUGUUUUAUAUUGAGUACUUUAGGGAAGUCUUUAGAAGACUUGUUUUAUAUCUAUAAAUCUAGGUUAUUACAAAUACAAGAUUUUGUACCUUAAAUAAGCCUCAUUUCCAUUUCUUCUUCAUUAAUUCUCCAUCUAGUCUUGUGGGAAAAAAAAAAAAAAAAAACCCUCAGAGAUAGUCUUUGUGAAGAGCUUCUGACAGAAUCACUGAGUACCUUCCUUCCCCCAGACGAGGAAGACAAGGGGGUCUCCGUGUCUGUGCUGUCUCCUCUUCUCUUCCCCAACCAAGGACUGUGCCAUUACUGCCCAUCUCCAUUGCUGUCCAUGCAGGAGGACAGAGUUGCCUGGUACUCUUACCCUAGUCCCUCUCCUAAAGGGAGCACGAGGAAACUGAAGAGACUGAAAGAGAGGAGAGUUUGUAGCUGAAAAAGGAAUAGGGAUAGCAAGGAAACCCAGAACUGCACUCCCCUAAGUGGGGCCAUGCCCUGUGAUUGAAUUGUCCAUAGCUUGCAUAUGGUGAGAAAUGUGCAUGCUCCGUGAGCUGGUCUCUUGAAACAGGACUUAUGUUUCCUCUAUAUUCUGGUUGAAUUUUCCAAACACAUAAGUUCACUGAGCACAGAUUUCUUAUCCAGAGAUAAGUAGAAUCUAACUGCAGACUGUUUGCAGAGUUUCCAGGCACUUAGCCAUAUUCUCUUCCUGACUCAAAUCCCCAAAGGCCUUCACUCUCACUGAGAAUCACACUAAUGUCCCAUAGAUACGGCAGGCAUUGAAGCACUUGUCGUGAUCCUCUUGGGGGGAGAAUGAAAGGUUAUUUCCUGCAUUGCAUCAUCAUAGCUUUUAAUAUAAUGCUACAGAAUCAUAUCCACAUUAGGUCAGAGUUCAGAUAUCUAGAUAUGAAUACCUACCCUAGCCAUAUCUAUGGUCAUCUCUGUCCUUUUCAGCAAUGUUUUCCAUAUUAUAUUAGCAAUGACAGAAACAGAACAAGCCAAGAUUCAGUCGGUUCUUGGGAGCUUGUCUAGAGCACCAGUAAUGAAAUAGCCAGGAAGUGGGAUGACCUUACCUUUAAAAAUACAUAAUUUAGUUCACAAGCUAUAUUAUGCUACUUUCUAUUUUCUUCGUUACUUUAUAGCAUUUCAUUUUACACUCACAAAGUCAAUUUAGAACAUUAUCAUUAACUGGGAUGUGUAGGAUAUUUUUGGGCCUCUGGGUUUCAUGUGUCAAUACAAGGAAUAUUUAUUUAAAAUAGAUUUGUUUAGAGGAGGCACACUGUUGUUGCUGUAUGUGAUGCCACACAUAUUUUUAAAAACCUUUGUAUGUUUAUCUAAAUUUGUUGUUGACUGAAUAUAAUAGACCUACUGUAAUUUGUCAAAUAUCAAUGAUUAGUUACAUCCUUUGUGUGGGAUUAGCUGUAAAGUGUACUGCUCUUAUUCUUGUUCAGAAUGUUCAGAAUAGUGAAUUGGUAGCCAAAAAUACAUGUAUCACAGAUGUUAGGUCGAAUUUAAACAGCACAGUCAAGUGCUCUGGAAGUUUUUCUGCUAAAUUAGUAGAUUAAAGAAUACUAUACCUUAGCCAUGGGGAGCAGCACGUUUUCCUUUGGUAGGUAGGAUCUCUAUACUAGUGAACAGUGCCAGUUUCACACUUUGGAUUUAGAACUGUUCUCUAGUUAUUGUAACACAGAAUACUGUCAAUUCCUAAUUUACUUAAUGUUACUUAUUGGAAGUGGGGCUGUUGAAAUAUGCACAGGAGGGAAACCUACUCUGUUUAGGCACAGGGAGCCCCAAUAUAUAAGGAGAUCAUAUUCCAAAGGUUGUCAGUUGAUUGUUUGCAACCUGGAAUGUAUUUUCCUUUAGAGACCACGUUAUCCAAGGUGGUUAAGCCCCUAGAGCAGUUGAAAAAGAUGAUCAAACCUAUAGUUUAGCUGAAAUCGAAUAAUGUAAUAGGUUUGCUAAAGAAUCUAACCAUCAAAUAUAAUAUUGUUUCCAGGGAGGGUGUUUGUUCAGAGUUGCCUGUUAGUAGAAUCUGGACUAUCCAUCCCAGCCACAUCCCACCUACUGAACAGUGGGGGUAGAGAUGCCACCGGACUACAGGUGACCAGAGUGGCCUGAAACAUGGUGUCCAGCAAAAAUGGGGAGGAAUAAGUCCAUAACUGCCAGAGAGCCUGAUGGUAGGAGGAGGGUGAAGGAGGGUGAAGGGGCCUCUCAUGGGUCAGAAACCUCCAGGGACAUCUGUCAGCUGCUACCUCUGCUGUUGUCCGGAGGGUUCAGGCAUGGUCUGCCUUCUUCUGCUUGUCUGACUUUUGGCUCCUAUGGCCCAUAUCCUGCCCUGGCCACCACAGAAAAGGAUGCUGCUGCACAGCUUCUCCCAUGUACCAGUCAUUGAGGCCAGCGCACAGCACUUUUAAUGUUUUUAGUGCUAGUAACCAUGUUUUGACUCUCCAGGAAUCAGCUGGGAGGUUAGAAAACAAGAAAAAAGAAAAAGAAAAAAAAAAAAAAACCUCUCCACCCACUUUCCUUUUUUACAGGUACAGACCCUGUUGAGAAAAAGCAGCACCCAGAUGGGUGAUGGCGAUAGGGCUUAUGGUGGACACAGGGUUGUGGUAAGAUUCCUCAGUGUUUCGGAGAGCACCUAAGACUGUUACCCUGGAACUGACUGCUUUUUGGAGCUUGAUUCAUGCCUCUAAGCCAGUGGUUCUCAAAGUGUGGCCCCUGGACCAGUAGCAUUAGCAUCACCGGGGACCUCAUUAGAAUGCAGAUUCUCGGCCCCCUCCCAGACACGGUGAAGUCAGAAGCUCUCAGGGAGGGACUCAGCAGAUGAUUCGAAAGUGCAUCAAGUUUGAGAACCACCCUAAGUCAAUGAGUCUCCCUUUUACUUCCCAUUUGUCCUACCUCACAAGAUGAUUCCUAGGACUCAUGGUGCAAGAUACAGGAGCAAGGCUUUAGGGAGGGGAUGAAAGGAGCCUGGCGGCAGGGGUCUCUGCAAUGGCAAGAAAGCGAGUGAAUCCAGGGAUGCCACCUGGUCAUCCCCCUCUCGUUGAAAAUACCAGUGCAGGUGCACAUCCCUAAACACAGGCUGCCUGUACUCGGUGUUACCUCGGGCUGAGGAGUGAUAAUAUUUUAUUUUUUAAAGCUGUGAGGAAAUGAAAGUGAGGCUUUAGUGGGGGCGGGGCAGUUGUGAAA